Molecule: messenger RNA, 2724 nt
Organism: Propithecus coquereli (Coquerel's sifaka)
Lineage: Eukaryota; Metazoa; Chordata; Mammalia; Primates; Indriidae
Gene: SPTLC1
Product: serine palmitoyltransferase, long chain base subunit 1
Exons: 15
Coding region: 4-1425 (473 amino acids)
Biological process (GO): sphingosine biosynthetic process; ceramide biosynthetic process
Cellular component (GO): endoplasmic reticulum
Molecular function (GO): serine C-palmitoyltransferase activity; pyridoxal phosphate binding
Source: RefSeq, a predicted model, not a curated record
ACUAUGGCGACCACGGCGGAGCAGUGGGUGUUGGUGGAGAUGGUACAGGCGCUCUAUGAGGCUCCUGCUUACCAUCUUAUUUUGGAAGGAAUUCUAAUACUCUGGAUAAUCAGACUCCUUUUCUCUAAAACUUACAAAUUACAAGAACGAUCCGAUCUUACGGUCAAGGAAAAGGAAGAACUGAUUGAAGAGUGGCAACCAGAACCUCUCGUUCCUCCUGUCCCAAAAGACCAUCCCGCUCUCAACUAUAAUAUAGUUUCAGGCCCUCCAAGCCACAACAUUGUAGUGAAUGGAAAGGAAUGUAUAAACUUUGCUUCAUUUAAUUUUCUUGGAUUGUUGGAUAACCCUAGGGUUAAGGCCGCAGCUUUAGCAUCUCUGAAGAAGUACGGUGUGGGGACUUGUGGACCUAGAGGAUUUUAUGGCACGUUUGAUGUUCAUUUGGAUUUGGAAGACCGCCUGGCGAAAUUUAUGAAGACAGAAGAAGCCAUUAUAUACUCAUAUGGAUUUGCCACCAUAGCCAGUGCUAUUCCUGCUUACUCCAAGAGAGGGGACAUUGUGUUUGUAGAUAAAGCUGCUUGCUUUGCUAUUCAGAAAGGAUUACAGGCAUCACGUAGUGACAUUAAGUUAUUUAAGCAUAAUGAUAUGGCUGACCUGGAGCGACUACUAAAAGAACAAGAGGUUGAAGAUCAAAAGAAUCCCCGCAAGGCUCGUGUAACUCGACGUUUCAUUGUGGUAGAAGGAUUAUAUAUGAAUACUGGAACUAUUUGUCCUCUUCCAGAAUUGGUUAAAUUAAAAUACAAAUACAAAGCAAGAAUCUUUCUAGAGGAAAGCCUUUCAUUUGGAGUCCUAGGGGAGCAUGGCCGAGGAGUCACGGAACACUAUGGAAUCAGUAUUGAUGAUAUUGAUCUUAUCAGUGCCAACAUGGAGAACUCACUUGCUUCUAUUGGAGGUUUCUGCUGUGGCAGAUCUUUUGUAAUUGACCAUCAGCGACUUUCCGGCCAGGGAUACUGCUUUUCUGCUUCGCUACCUCCCCUGUUAGCUGCUGCAGCAAUUGAGGCCCUCAACAUCAUGGAAGAGAAUCCAGGUAUUUUUGCAGUGUUGAAGGAAAAGUGCACGCAAAUUCAUAAAGCUUUACAAGGCAUCUCUGGAUUGAAAGUGGUGGGGGAGUCCUUCUCCCCAGCCUUUCACCUGCAGCUGGAAGACAGCACCGGGUCUCGAGAGCAAGACGUGAAACUGCUUCAGGAAAUUGUGGAUCAGUGCAUGAACAGAAAUAUUGCCUUGACUCAGGCGCGCUACUUAGAGAAAGAAGAGAAGUGCCUCCCUCCUCCCAGCAUUAGGGUUGUGGUCACAGUGGAACAAACAGAAGAAGAACUGGAGAGAGCUGCGUCCACCAUCAAGGAGGUGACCCAGGCUGUCCUGCUCUAGGCUGAGUCCCAGGACUGCGACCUCCUGCCACACGACAUGCAGACCUCCUGCCGGCCAGGAAGUGGCCUGGAAGAGAGUGCAGGCACAUGGAUAUUCGAUGGCAUCGGUACCAGUGGUGUGGAUGUGGACCAAAUGUGUGACCAGGAGAAGGAUGCUUGUUAUUUUUAAAAAGAAAACACAUCUAAAAGCCCAGGAACUGAUCUUUUAAAGAGGAAAACUAAUGACAGUGUAACUGGUAUUUAAAUUGUAUGUUUAGUACUAUUUAAAUGUUUUAUUAUACUAGUAUUUUAUAUUCUUUAUUGUUGUCAUUUAAAACUGGAGUUUGUUUCUCUUUUCUCCCUUCCAAUAGAACGAUCUGUGAGCACUCCGUAAUCCCUUGAUAUUUCAUAGAAAAGCGACUUAGCAGCAUAGAGCUGAGAGGACACUCCAGCACACACGACACACAUUUGUCACUUAAGAUCUCCUUCAGCCACAUCUUUUCCAGUCAUCAUCGUGUGAAGCUAACUGGGACUAAAAGGGACAGUUUCCGUGUGAUUACUAUAAACUUUUCACUAUAUUUGAAUCCUAGAAUUUUUAUAUACACUAAAUAUUGAUGUUACACCGUUUCUAACAUGAGCAUCUCUAAUCAGAGAAUUGUUUCUAAAUGAACAAUAAUUUAAAUCAAAUACUAUUUUAUUUUAAUAUAAUUGACCUUUACAUUUAUUAUGUGUUGACUUCUAGUCUUUUAGGAAGGGGUUGGUUAUUAUGUGGAUCCCAAAAUAUAAAUCAUGUCCUUCACAUUUUAGAAUAUCUCAAAUGAAUUCCUUUUUUGUAUGGUGGGUUUGCCUACAGACAUAUAACUGCAGGCUUUUCCUAACCUAAGAAAAAUGAGAAUUAUUUUUCUUUUCAGCUUAUGAAUUCCAAUAUCUAAAAAGUAUGUGAAAGCACUAAAAAUAAAAAUUUUAAGCUGUACUUUACCUGUUUUUUUCUUUAGCAAACCAAGUUAAGUGGUGUGAAGGUUUGUGGUAUGUGCCACAAAGUAACACCAUUAUUCCCUCUCUCAUUAAAGGUAAAGGAAUAAAAUUAUUUUAAAAGUGUCAUUUUAAUAAUCUAUGUUCAUAUUAACAAAUGUCUUCAACGUCUUUUUAAAUAACAUGUAUUUUUUUAAUGAUCAGUUUCUAUUUUUCUUGAGGUAUUUCGUACAUAUAUAUGUGCCUUGUGAUUGCUGCUGCUCUAAAGGAUACAGUAGUCUUUGGGGGUAAAUCUGUUCUGUUUUGUUUUUUAAUGGAAUAAACCUGCGUUCCUGAUGAUCAGUCUGUU